Molecule: messenger RNA, 2534 nt
Organism: Aspergillus ruber CBS 135680
Lineage: Eukaryota; Fungi; Ascomycota; Eurotiomycetes; Eurotiales; Aspergillaceae
Exons: 3
Coding region: 351-2261 (636 amino acids)
Source: RefSeq, a predicted model, not a curated record
UUUCUUUCUCGUAUGUUCUUUCUGCUGAUACUCAGUGUGAUCAGAAAGUCAGACUCUGUUUUGAUUCCGUCUGAACGUGACAUCAGCCGCGGGGUUGGCCGAUCGUCUGAGCUGUUUUGUGCGAGAAUUCUGUUUUUCUUCAACUCUUCUUCUCCUGCUUGGCAAGGCCUGAGGUCUGAAUUGUCGUUUUUAUUUCCCACGCCACUAGAUAUUGUCUAGUUGGAUAUCCCUUGUUACAGUGAGGGUUUUCUCCCAUAACACCGGCAACCUAGUUAACUUCUCAUCCCACCAGAGCCCAGGGUCCUCCAACGCCAACACCCUAACCACAACCAAAACGAACAAUCACCAAAAUGCCCCGCCGCGCCCCCCGCGACUACUACUCUGAAGAAGAAGAAAUCUAUGAAGCUCCCCGCCGCCAAAAACGCCCAACCGCCCGUGCCCCCGCCGCCGAUGAUGAAGAAUACUACGUCCGCAAGCGCGGCAAAAGCAAAUCCCGCAUCCCCGUCGCUGCGCCUCCACCUGUAGAAGAGUUCGAGCGUCUUCACGUGCGGGACAGAGCGCCUGCUCAGCCGCAGCCGCCUGUGCCGCCUCCUAUGCCGUUGGGGGUGAGGUAUGGGCCCGCGAUGGAUAUGGAGGGGUUUGCAUUUCGGAGGGGGAAGGGGGACGUGGGAGAGAAGAAGGGGAAGAAGGGGAGGAAGAGUAAGAGUGUGCCUGUUUCAGAGGAGUCGGAGGAGUCGGAGGAUGAUGAGGUUAGGGUGAAGCAUGUUAAGAGGCCGAAGUCGAAGUCAAGGAAUCGGCGGAGGGAGAUUGUGGAAGAUGACGAGGUGGUUUACAAGGAGAAGAAGGGUGGGAAGAAGGCCAAGGGGAAGAAGGAGAAGUACAUUGAGGCCAGUGAGACGGAAUCCUCUUCUGAGGAAGAGGAGGAAUAUGCUGUUCCUGUGCGGAGGGGUGGUCGGCCUAUGGUCGCGCCUGUGCCCGUGCCUGUGCCUGUGCCUAUUGAUGACGAGGAUAGUAGUGAAGAAGAAGUCGUGCACAGGCGCAAGAAGAAGGGCAAGAUGCCCGUUGAGCCUGAAUAUGAACGGGCUUCUCGCAAGGUCAGCAAGCGUGGAAAGGAGACUGUUCGCUAUCCGUCGGUCCCGAAGAUGAAGUCCCACCGUCGCGACGAGACUGAAAGCGAGACGGAUACAGAGUCUGAGAGCGAGACCACCAGUGACGACAGUGACGGCGAGAUCGUUGUCCGUAAGAGCGAGCGAAGGGGACGCAGCAAGGGCAACAAGGCCAAACACCGUAAGGAUGAUUCGUCUGGGUCUCCGAAUCUUAGAGCGCCUUCGGUAUCUCGCAAGAGACAACAAAAGUUCAUUGACACUGAGUAUGAAAUGGUCAAGCCAACCCGCGCACAAAGUCCUGACUUCCCUCGGUCAAAGAGUAAGAAGGGCGGCCGCUCCAAGGAUGACAUGUUCAUCGAACCUUUUGACCCUUACGCCAACUGGCCACCAGCCGAGACCUCCAGCAAGAAAAAGAAAUCCAAGGUCAAGGCCAUCCAACCCAGAGCUCGAUCUGCCGACAGGGACGUAUCGCGGGAACAUGGCCGCCGUAUGAAGGACGCCCGCAAUGCCCGAGAUGACCUGGAAGUGGACCUAUACAAUCGCCGAAAGACCCACUAUCCUGCCGCCGACUUUGUACCUCCCAAGGCCGGGGCCCUCGUCGCUCCUAAAUCGCGACGUGGGAGAGGUACCAGCAUGAGUGAAAUGGGCUGGCCGCAGCCCGCAGGUCGCAAGCUUAAAUAUCUCCCUGAGGAGAGCUCUUCCGAGGAAUCGUCCGAGGAUGAGAAGGCAACUCCAUACCUCGGGACGAAACCAAAACACCAAGCCCCAAUGCAAAAAGACCGGCUCUGGACCGAAAUCACCAAGGACCUCGUGGUGCGAGAAGCGAUUGAACGGGCUGGGUAUGAGUAUGAAGAGACGGACCAGUUCUACUACAUCUUCGCCUACCUUCAUUAUGAGGAUGUCUCCGGCCUCGUCGAUAUGUCUGAAGAAAUCCGACAGGCACGGCGUCAAAGGAUUCACGAAAUCGGCCGUGAGCACGCUGGGUAUGCCCUUCCCCCGGCACCGGCGGCACCACCCCCGGUUUUUAGUAAGUAUGGCCAGCCCGUGAUGGAACAGCCUCGACCGUGGCCGUAUAGCGGCCACGGAGUGGCCCAGCCCCAGGAAACGGUAUAUGAGGACAGUCGCUGGCGACUGCCGCGGAUGGGACGGUGGUAGAUGAAUUUAUGAUGUUUGUUGAAAAAUUGAUGAGAUAUGACAGUUUUACAUUGAAUGGAUUCUUUGCUUUUAUUCCAUUCAGGAUAGCGGUGCACCGUCUGUAAACGGCAAAAGGUAGAUGACUCGGUGAACGAUACAACUGGAAACUAUUGGAUCCAUCCCUGUAAAUACAUGCAUAAAGUAGUGGCAAACGGGGGUCUCAGACUGAGAAAAAGAAUAGAAAAGUGAAUUGAAAGAAAUACACACAUACAGUGUGCUAUUCAUGUCUGAAAC